Ziziphus jujuba (common jujube) is the source of this 2695-nucleotide messenger RNA. RefSeq lists its product as uncharacterized. The record is from RefSeq and is a predicted model, not a curated record. The coding region runs from base 136 to 2367 and encodes 743 amino acids. The transcript has a single exon. Lineage: Eukaryota; Viridiplantae; Streptophyta; Magnoliopsida; Rosales; Rhamnaceae.
AAUUCUACAGCACCACCCCCAUCACACUUUUUUCUUCACUCUCUCUCUUUUCCUUGGCUUCAAAGUCUUCCUUCCUUCACCUAUCUCCAUUUCACACAAACUCCAAAAUUUCAGCUAAAGCUCGCUUUUUCAUCAAUGGAGGAUGCAAACCCUUACAGAAAAGUCCAUUUUUCAUAUGCAGCUCCGGGUUCAGCUGUUCAACAAAACCACCCCAUUAACCGAGGUAAGUCCUAUAUGAACUUUUUGUGUAAAGCUCUGUUCUUUGCCAUACUUAUCAUUAUCCUACCGCUUUUCCCUUCACAAGCUCCUGACUUUAUCAACGAAUCUGUAAUCACCAAGUUCUGGGAGCUUCUUCACCUUCUUUUCAUUGGCAUUGCUGUGUCAUACGGUUUGUUUAGCCGACGAUAUGUUGAAACGGACUGUGAAAGACACUCAAGGAUAGACAAUUUACAAUCUGAUAUGUCUAGAAUGUUUCAUGUUUCUUCAGUUUUUGAAGAUGGGUAUGAAAACCCAUAUGGGUCUGAUGAGAAAAUAGUAAGUCAAAGAAAGAAUGGUCACUGUUUUUUUGGUGAAGAUCCCAGGACUUUCUGGUCCAAGGAAAGCCCUCUUGUUGAUGAACAGUGCAGACCCAAUUUGCCAUUUUCUGAAAAUGGUGUUGCAAAUUCAUCUGCCUUAGAUGAAAGAAACCUGACUCAGGCUUGGAAUUCUCAGUACUUUCAGGGUGAAUCCAUGGUGGUUGUAGCUCAACCAAAUCUAGCUGUUGGUGAAUGGGGUGAAUCCAGAUCGGGAGUUGAUUACAAGCCAUUAGGAUUGCCUGUACGGAGCUUGAAACCAAGGACAAGAAGAUGUGAUAGUCCUCGAUUUGUUAAUGGGAGUGAGUCUGGUUCAGAUUCCCAAGGUUCGUCUAAAAGUUCUGUUACCAGUAGAAAUAGUCAGUUCGGUGAUUUCGGUCCUCAAUAUUUAGAACCUAAGUUUCAUGAAACUUUCUCAUCACCUUCCCCAGUUCCGUGGCGUUCGAGAUCCAGAAUGAGGGAAAUGAGAGAACAACAAGUUAGUCCUGUUGCUCGUCCUUCACAUUUUAGGCCACUCUCUGUUGAUGAAGCUCAGUUUGAAUCCACCACGACACGGUCUUUGCAGUCCACAGUGUCUUUCUCAUCUCAAGCUAGUUCCACAUCAGAACAACAAGUUAGUCCUGUUGCUCGUCCUUCACAUUUUAGGCCACUCUCUGUUGAUGAAGCUCAGUUUGAAUCCACCACGACACGGUCUUUGCAGUCCACGGUGUCUUUCUCAUCUCAAGCUAGUUCCACAUCUUCCUCGCCUAAAAAGAGUACUUCAUCAGACUCGAUUUCUUCAGAAGAAUCGAACUCGAAAAUAAAAGAUGCAGGAAAAGAAAUGAGUUCUCAAGGAUCUUCUCCUUCGGCUUCUCCAAGGCCAUCACCACCAAAACCAAUGAAUAACAAAGUUCCAUCGAGUUCAUUGCAUGAAAGAGGAUGCGCUUAUAGUUCUUUAGAUGAAAAAGAUCCAUCACGACCAAAACCAAUGAAUGUCAAAGUUUCAUCGAGUUCAUUGCAUUCAAGUGGCUACAGUUACAGUUCUUUAGAUGAUAAAGAUUCAUCACCACCCAAACCAAUGAAUGGCAGAGUUUCAUCGAGUGAAUUGUAUUCAAGAAGAUACAGUUAUAGUUCUUUAGAUGAAAAAGAUUCGUCACCGCCAAAUGCAAAGAAUGAGAAAGUUUCAUCAAGCACGUUGCAUUCGAGGGGAUAUAGUUAUAGUUCUUUGGAUGAGAAAGAUUUAAGAGGCUCCAAAGCUCGCUUGAAGGAUUUAGGUGGAGGUAGAAGAGAGGAAAUGAAAUCUGCAAGCUUCAGCAAAGCUACAUCAUCAAGGGGAAAAUCAGUCAGAACAAUUAGAAGUAGUAGAAUGACUGAUUAUGGAAAGAGGCAGGGAAGCCAAACUGGUGCUCAGAAGGUUGAAGAGACUGACAACAAUGUUGAAACUGGACAUAUGAGAAAGAAAAAUGGAAGUAUUGAUAAUCUGGGAACUGGAAGCAGUAAGCAAAAUCUUGAUAAUCCCAUUCCCUGUAAUAUGCCAAAGCCAACAUUUUCUGAAAAAGGAAAGAAAGAGAUGGAGCAAUUUUCUGGGAAUGUUUCUGUUGAGUCUGAAGAAGAUUUGGAGAGUAAGACUGAAAAUGUCCAAGCAAGCUCAGAUGGAGAUGCUGUCUCUGUGAACAAUUCAGUAACAACAGACUCUGAUGAGGUUGAUAGGAAGGCUGGUGAGUUUAUAGCAAAAUUUAGAGAACAAAUCAGGCUUCAAAAAACGGAAUCAAUGGAGAGAUCAAGAGGGUUACGCUUAGCCAACUGUUUUAGGUGAUAUAAUAAGCUUACAUUGUAGUAUAGAUUCUUCAUCUUACGUUUUCACCAUGUGUUUUCCCUCUAAGAUAUACUUACUAUAUUUUUGUAUUUUAUUUGGGUAUCUAGUAUUUUCAUUUUACACACUAGGUGGAGAUUCUUUAAUCCCCCGGAUCCGGCAACUGUUUGGAGAAGCAUUAAUGACCAUGGUGUGGUAUGAUUUCUGUUAUUGAAGCCCUAUCAGAUAAUCCAUUCAACAGCUCCACCGCAUUUUGUUGCUUAGUUUCAUUAACAAUUCUCUACUUUUUUUCAUUGAGACGAAGCUAAAAAAAAAUAUUUGUUCAACAUAA